ACAUAUGUCACAUAUUAUCGCACAUGCAUGUGUAUACGCAUAUAUAUCAUGCAUAUAUAGUAGUAUGUAGUUUUACAUAUUAUAUUCAUCGUACGUGUAGAAGUCGCAUUCCAACGUCUAAGUUUUUAAAGAAAUAAAUAAAUUACUUUGGUCAGAGAUGUGCUAUUAUUUCAUAAUAAGCUUAACGAUUUCAUUUUAACUCUUUUAUUUUUAUUCUUGAUAUAUACAUUAACAAUUCUAAUAAUUUUUAUUUUUAUUCAUUUCUGCAUUCACUUUUUAAAUGAUUCAUAGAAUAAUAUGCUAGUUUUUCUGUUUCAGGCGAUUUACAUCUAUUUUUGUUUUUGACUUAUUUUCUUAUCAGAGAGAAAGUACGUAAGUAAAGUAUAGUAUAAUACUGCAGUGAUUCAGAGAAGAAAGUUAGCAGAAUGUUGGCCCUUGGAAGAUUUUUUAUCAAACAACGAUUUAUUAGAAAUUAUGCAUCUGGAAAGAAACUAUUAGAAAUUGCAGAAGAUCAAAAUACAGGAAUACAUAUAAUAUCUAUGGCACGACCUCCAGUUAAUAGCUUAAACCUGGAAUUAUUAGAAGAAUUGAAAACAUCUUUGAUAGAAGCCCAGAAAAGCAAUUGUAAAGGCAUUAUUUUGACUUCAUCACUGCCAGCAGUUUUCUCAGCAGGUUUAGACAUUAUGGAACUUUAUAAGCCAGAUAUUGAGAGAUUGACUGCAUAUUGGCGUACUUUGCAAGAUACAUGGAUGACUUUAUAUGGUUUAGAAAUACCAAUUGCUGCUGCAAUUAAUGGUGCUAGUCCUGCCGGUGGAUGUUUAUUAGCUAUUUCUUGUGAAUACAGAGUUUUUGUUGAUGGGAAACAUACCAUAGGAUUCAAUGAGACACAAUUAGGUAUUAUAGCUCCACAGUGGUUUAUAGAUUUAUUUGUUAAUACCAUUGGUUAUAGACAUGCCGAAUUAGCUUUGUUGAGGGGCACACUUUUUUAUCCUAAUGAAGCAUUAAAUAUUGGACUUGUAGAUGAAUUGGCAAAUGACAAAGCAGAAGCCAUUAAAAAAUGCCAAAAGUAUAUAUCUUCUUAUGACAGAAUACUUAAACAAGCUAGAAAUAUAACAAAGUUAAAACUUCGUGAAAAGUUAAUUUCCUGGCUACAAGAACAUCGAGAGAUUGAAUUAAAUAAUAUUAAACAAUUUAUUCAAUUAGCAAAUAUUCAAAAAAGUCUUCAUGCAUACAUUGAAACAUUGAAACAAAAACAAAAACAAAAACAAAAUUAAAUAUUUUUUAUGUUACUAUGCAACAUUUAUUAUAAUUCGGUAAAAUAAUAUUUAUAUAUUAUAUAUAAAUGAUAUUAAAACAUGAUAUUAUUAAGAAUCUUUUAUUAUAAAUAUAAGUAUUUAUAAUAAAUAUAAGUAUUUUCUACUUGAACAUACUGUUUGAAUGAAAUGGUCUUCUUAUACUUCUCUUUAUUACAAUUAAUCAUUUUCUUUUUUUAGUCAAAUUAGAAACAUUAUCAAUUUCAAAAUAUGGUAGAUGUAAUAAUAUUAAUGAAUGAAAUUGUUUACGUACAUCUUGAAGAAAAUGGGUAAUUUCCAAAAUUUUUUGACGGUGCCUGUUAUUUUCCUUGCUAGAAAUAAAAAUUAACCCAUCAUUCUCUUCGAUCUGUAUUUAAUGAAUUGUUUAUUUAUACAAAUUUUUAAUACUUAUACAACUCUUCACAGUACUCAUUAUGCCAUAUUUUUAAUCUGCUUAACAUACGAUCUUCCCUAGCAUCAAUGACCUACAAUAAAUAAAGAAUAUUUUUUUCUAUUAUCAUUUACAUGAAUAUAUUCAAUGAUUUACUUACACGCAAAUGUAAAUCGUGUGAUGCUGCAAGAUUAUUACUUAAUGUAUCUUUGUCUCCACAUAAAUCUAACAAAUGAUUUGGAAUUUUAGAUUCAUCUCCAAAACCACUGAUAUAAUACAAAAUAAUACUAUUUAUAUUAUCAUUAUAGUCUGCUUCAGCAUUUCGCAUUUGUGAAAAAUAUUCUCGAGCAGUCUCCAAAAAUUGCUCAAUCAUAUUUGUCAUAUUUACUUUGAAGACUUCAUUUAUUUCCUUUUUUAUAAUAAAAAAAGUAUCAUAGUCAUAGAAUUAUAGAAAAACAAGUUACAGAAUUUAAAAAAUUGCCCAUUUUUUUAAUUUUAUUGUUAUGUAAUACAUACUACUAAUUGAUCAUGUAUUACAACUUCUUUAGACAUUAAUUUUGACCAUGUUUUGGAUAUCACAUCAUUGAAAUGAAUAUACCAAUUGUAUACUACUUCUACAUUAUCAUCCAUUUCAUCCAUUUCAUCAUCAAGUAUAUUAAAUAAUAAAUUUAUUUGUGAGAAUAUUUUAAUUUUUUCGUCCGAUAAUUCAUCCACAAUACUAAGGAUAAAGAUAAAUAUGAACUCAAUAUAAAUUAAGUUAAAAUAGUAUUUAUAAUACAAUAAAAUUAUACUUUACUCUUUUGAA
Messenger RNA from Vespa velutina, 2488 nucleotides. RefSeq names its product enoyl-CoA delta isomerase 1, mitochondrial-like. Gene Ontology annotation, biological process: fatty acid beta-oxidation. Gene Ontology annotation, cellular component: mitochondrion. The record is from RefSeq and is a predicted model, not a curated record. Lineage: Eukaryota; Metazoa; Arthropoda; Insecta; Hymenoptera; Vespidae. The transcript has 7 exons. The coding region runs from base 426 to 1274 and encodes 282 amino acids. Gene Ontology annotation, molecular function: enoyl-CoA hydratase activity.